AUGACGCAUGCCCGGAAGAAACAACUUUUCCUUCUGAAGCAUCCAGCUGGUUCUGCUGGCCAAGCUUCAUCAGCGACGGGCAGCAGGAGGAUGGACAGGACCGACGCAGAGUGUGGCGAGCAGAGAGACGGAGAUGCCACCGAGGCUCCGAACUGUCCCAGUGGGUUUGUGGGGACGAGCAAAAGCAAGAAUUUGCAUGAAGUGCGAAAGACGUACCCACUGCGGAGACGGCUGCUCCCCUCGGUGAACAAAAAGACCUGCAAAGUGCUCCUCACCAGGCUGGAGGAUGUGGCUGGGUCUCUGUCGAAACAGACCCAGAGCUGUAAAAAAAAGGACCUUCCCAGCUGGAUGGAGGGUUUGGGACCUGCUUUGUUCUCCGAACAAGUUCAGCCUGCGGGAGCAGGGAAGAGUGAUUCAUCUGGGGAAAAGUGCACAAUAAGUUAUCCAGGGACGGAGCAAGACCUUGAUACUGCUCCUUCAGAGCCCAGGAAGCGCAGGCUGGCCUCGCUGAACGCAGAGGCCGUGAACAAUCUGCUUUUUGAACGGGACGAUGGCUUAUUAUCCGGCAGGCGUUUUCGGAGGGACUCCGUUAAAGCCGGUGGAGACUGUACCGGUAAGAGCUUGCAUUGCAAAGCCGGUGACAACUGGCCCGCGCUGGAAAAAACAGCUGUGAAAACAGGGAAAGGAAAAAACCGGCCCGAGCCCAGUCAGAAAUGCAAUAGCUGUGACCAUUCACUGGAUGAGGUCUUUGAUGAUGGGGCGAAGAGGGAGGAUGGUGCCAUCUCCUAUCAUCCCACCCCAAAGAGACUGGCCAGCCUGAAUGCCGUGGCCUUUCUGAAGCUGACCCAUGAGAAAGACCAACCCCUGAAGCAGAGGAGUAAAUCGGACGGAGAGGGCAAGUCCGAGAACCACUGUUCAAAAUCUACGCUCAAAUGGGCCAAAGCCGGUAGGAAGAAUUGCGUCAAAUCCAAGAAGGAAGCGGCUAGCUUAAAGAUGGAAGGUCCGCACGGCUGGCGAGGGCUCGCGCUGGGCGCCUUUGGGAAAGGGGAGCAGCGGGACUCCUCUAGGCUCUACGGGACGACAGAGCCCGUCCCUUACGAGUCGCUGUCUAGCUCCUAUGCUAGCACAGAGGGUUUCUACCACAGACUGCCUUUGCUCAUGGGUGGCCAAGCUUCCAUGAAGCCCGAGUAUGGAAGACCCGGAGAGAAAUCCCCCACCCCCAAACAGGAGUUUCAUCAGCCUUCCUUUCCCGUGCAGCAGUUCCCUCCCUUGCCCGUGCCCGGAAAUCACACGGAUUGUGGAUGUCUCUACGAAUCCUCGGAUCUGACUCCCUUGAACGGGUUUUACGUUUGUUAUGGCCAAAGUGGAUACAGUGGCUACUCUCACUGCUCCGUUUACCCCAAGGACGAGCUUUCGCAGUCUGCUACCUGCGAGGGGCUCUUGGUAUCGCCCGGUUCCUUGCCAUCAGGUGCUCACUUCCAGCCACUCCCCUGGUGUAACUCCCCGUACUGUUGUGGAGAAGGACCGGCCAUUAACAGCUACAGCGUCUGCGGAGUGGUGCACGUGCCGGAGGGCAGGAUUAGCAGCGUGCACGCGGGACGGAACAGCUACCCCUACAAAAUGCCUUUUGCAGCAGAAGGCUGCAAGUCUCUGGACCAGCUGAACCUCACAAUCCCUGUGGCAGGGCACCCCCCCUCCCCUGCCCACCCGCUCUCAGGAUGUCCUGUGCCCAGCGUGCCACCGGCUGCAGAACCCGUUCCUCAUCUGCAGACCCCCAACUCUGACCCUCAGACCAUGGCCCGAGAAUGUCCGCAGAGCUCAAAGCCUCCCAGCGGCUCCAAAUCCGGUCUCCGAAAUACCACGGGCUGUCUCCACGCCUCUGACAGCAAAGCGGCGGGAGGUCAUUCCCAUCCAAAGCAGCAGCGCAUUAGCAGGCGGAGAGCUACCAAUGGCUGGAUACCCGUUGGCACCGCCUGCGAGAAGGCCGUCUACGUUGUGAAUGAACCAGAGCCGGCUGUUCGCAAGAGCUAUCAGGCCGUGGAGAGAGACGGGGAGAUUAUCCGGGUACGAGAUACUGUCCUCUUGAAAUCCGGACCCCGGAAGAAAUCGAUGCCGUACGUUGCGAAGAUAUCAGCACUGUGGGAAGACCCCAAAACAGGGGAGCUGAUGAUGAGCCUCCUGUGGUAUUACAGACCGGAGCACACUCAGGGAGGCCGCAACCCCAGUAUGCACCAGAAUGAGAUCUUUGCAUCCCGGCAUCAGGACGAAAACAGUGUUGCCUGCAUAGAGGAGAAAUGCUACGUGCUGACCUUUGCAGAGUACUGCAGAUUUUGUGCCUUGGCAAAGCGUCGAGUCGAAGGGAUCCCAGGCAGGAAAACCAUUAUGGUUCCUCCCUCGGAAGAGUACUCCACACCUCUGCACCGCAAGGUGCCCGAGGACACUGACCCCGAGCUGGUUUUCCUCUGUCGUCACGUCUACGACUUCAGACACGGGCGCAUCUUGAAGAACCCGCAGUAGCACCAUCGGGGGUGGGGAGGGGGGGCGGCGGGGAGCCGGCGGCAGGCUGGCGGUCUGGGACAUCUCUGCGCUCUCGGCGACUUCCCGUGUGCUGCUUGCAGACGAGAGCGCCCAGCGCUCUUUCCUCGGACUGAAAAGCGUGCGCAGGAGCGGAUCCCUGUGGAGGAGGAAGGCAGCAGUUGAAAGCACAGCACUUCAUUAAAAGCAUAAAUGAAAAUAUAUACGUAUAAAAUAAAUAUAUGUAUAUAGAUA
Molecule: messenger RNA, 2769 nt
Organism: Charadrius vociferus (killdeer)
Lineage: Eukaryota; Metazoa; Chordata; Aves; Charadriiformes; Charadriidae
Gene: BAHD1
Product: bromo adjacent homology domain containing 1
Exons: 6
Coding region: 1-2517 (838 amino acids)
Molecular function (GO): chromatin binding
Source: RefSeq, a predicted model, not a curated record